AUGAAAAUUCAGAAAAAUGUGAAGCAGAACAUCCAAGAUAACAUCUCCUUGUUUAGUUUGGGGAUAGGAUUUGAUGUCGACUAUGUGAUUUUGAAGAGACUGUCCAAUGAAAACCGUGACUGCCAGAGGAUCUACGGGAACUCGGCAGACAUGACAUCCUCUCAGCUCAAGAAAUUUUACAACCAGGUCUCUACUCCAUUGCUGAGGAAUGUUCAGUUCAACUACCCCCAGGCAUCAGUGACAGAUGUCACUCAAAAUAGUUUCCACAACUACUUUGGAGGUUCUGAGAUAGUGGUGGCAGGAAAAUAUGAUCCAAGCAAACUGGCUGAAGUUCAGAGCAUCAUUACUGCGACUUCGGCUAAUACAGAAUUGGUCUUGGAAACCUUAAGUCAGAUGGAUGACCUAGAGGAUUUUCUAUCAAAAGACAAGCAUGCGGACCCUAACUUCACCAAAAAACUAUGGGCCUAUCUCACAAUCAACCAACUGCUAGCAGAGAGAAGUCUGGCUCCUACAGCUGCCAUCAAAAGGAAAAUCACAAAAACAAUCUUGCAGAUGUCUCUAGACCAUCAUAUUGUGACUCCACCUGCCAUGGUGAUUGAGAAUGAAGCUGGGGAUGAGCGCAUGCUGGCUGACUCACCACCGCAGGACCAUUCUUGCUGCUCAGGUGAAUUGUAUUAUGGCACCAAGGUUGCCUCAGGUUCCAUCCCAGCGUGGGCCAGUCCAUCCCCGACACCGGUGAUGCCCAUGCUUGCAGUAGGAGCAAAGCCACUUGAGUCCACUCCACCUCCACAUGUGAUUCGAGUGGAAAAUGACCCUCACUUCAUCAUUUACCUACCGAAAAGCCAAGAAAAUAUUUGUUUCAAUAUUGAUUCAGAACCUGGAAAAAUCCUUAGCCUGGUGUCUGAUCCAGAAUUAGGGAUUUUAAUCAAUGGUCAGCUUAUUGGUGCCAAAAAGGCAGAGAAUGGAAAGCUAAGAACCUAUUUUGGAAAGUUGGGAUUUUAUUUCCAAAAAGAAGACAUGAAAAUAGAAAUCAGCACAGAGACCAUCACCCUGAGCUAUGGUUCUUCUACAACUAGCUUGUCCUGGUCCGAUACAGCUCGUUUUGGGAAUCAGAGGGUGCUUAUCUCCGUGAAGAAAGGAAAAUCUGUGACUCUUACCCUGGAUGAGGAGAUGUUCUUUUCUGUUCUGCUACAUCAUGUGUGGAAGAAGCAUCCAGUUAAUGUGGACUUUCUAGGGAUCUACAUUCCCCCGACAAAUAAGUUUUCACCCAGUGCACAUGGACUCUUAGGGCAGUUCAUGAAUGAGCCAAACAUCCAUAUCUUCAAUGAGAGACCAGGAAAAGAUCCAGGAAAACCAGAGGCAAGCAUGGAAGUGAAAGGACAUAAGCUGACUGUCACCAGAGGCUUACAGAAGGACUACAGGACGGACAUAGUAUUUGGAACAGAUGUUCCCUGCUGGUUUGUGCACAACAGUGGGAAAGGAUUCAUUGAUGGGCAUUACAAGGAUUACCUUGUACCUCAGCUCUACAGCUUCCUCAAACGGCCUUAAUGGUUUAUGGUUUUGGAAAUUGUAUGUGUACAUUUUCUUCCCUUGACACUUCUUGCAGGUACUCCUCAGCUCCAGCAAUUCAAAAUAAACCCAGAUAUUGCAGUGGUCUAA
Phodopus roborovskii (desert hamster) is the source of this 1659-nucleotide messenger RNA. Its product is annotated as inter-alpha-trypsin inhibitor heavy chain H2-like. Gene Ontology annotation, biological process: hyaluronan metabolic process. The record is from RefSeq and is a predicted model, not a curated record. Gene Ontology annotation, molecular function: serine-type endopeptidase inhibitor activity. Lineage: Eukaryota; Metazoa; Chordata; Mammalia; Rodentia; Cricetidae.